AGCCCGCGGCGGAGGCGCUGGGCUUUCAUCCGCGGAGCGGCGGGAGCCUGACGCGUUGCUUGGGUCGUCUCCGACGGUCGCGCGGGAGUCGGCAGCAGCCUCAGUCGCGUUCAGCUUCUGUGACCGUGUCAGCGGCGAUCCCUGACGCAGCGAGAGGAUGGUGGUCCGCGUGUUCGUCGCCUCAAGCUCAGGCUUCGUGGCGAUCAAGAAGAAGCAGCAGGAUGUGGUUGGAUUUCUGGAGGCCAACAAGAUCGAGUUCGAGGAGGUAGACAUCACCAUGUCGGAAGAACAGAGGCAGUGGAUGUACAAAAACAUCCCCCCUGAGAAGAAGCCUGCACAGGGCAACCCUCUGCCGCCGCAGAUAUUCAAUGGGGAUCGAUACUGUGGAGACUAUGACAGCUUCUUUGAAUCGAAGGAAAGCAACACAGUCUUUUCCUUCUUAGGCCUGAAGCCACGGCCAGCAUCCACGGCUGAACCCUAGAGGUAAGGAGCAGAAGGUGAUGAAGUUGCGUUUUUGGAGCACCCCCUGGGACUCAGCACUCACCUGCUUACCUGAUGCAUCACUGUGACAAAGCCACACACACAAUCAGUUACUUCGCUUGACCUGGAGAAGGUGUCUUUGGAGGACAUGGGAAUAAUGGGGACUGCAUGAUUGCUCUGAGCCAAUCAGGAUGGUGGUGGUGGAUUCUCUUAUUUUCUGAUUCGUCUGUAGUUGCCUCACAUAUGUGAAAGUACUCUCCCCCGUGAUAGGUCAGCUUCCUUAACGACUGACAGAUAAUUGGGCAGCACCGUCAGGGUAAAACGUUGGACAUGUUUUAUUAGAAACCAGUUUUGCAGAAACCCAUUCCUCUCUAAGCUGCCUGCCUCCCAUCCUUGAAACGAUUUUGCCAGGAUGGUAACAUCAUUGAAUCUGAAAGAAGAAAGCAAUGCCAGGUGACAAAGGACUCUGAGGGUUCUUGUUGUAGAGUGACAAAUGUCACCACUCUGGUACUUUGUAAUAACACCUGCUGGAAAAGUGAGAUGCCCUAAACUCGUUCUGUGAUGGAAACCCUCACUCCUAUAAAUUCUCCAGGUGCUUCCCAAGCCACCAUUACAAUAUCAAAUGAUCAUGGCCAAGUUAUGGGGCAGAAAAGAAUUGCUGUUUUGGAAAAUGUCUCCUUUAUCUCUUGCAAGGGGGAUGUUUCACUAUAUGCAUAAGACUAAUUGAGAAAUGUAUUUUAAGAAGUGCUCCGCUUACAUAUAGUGAGUUAAUAGAGUUUGCUCUGUCAGUACGCACAGGCGUUUGUAGCUCUUGUAGUUUGCUUACACACACAUGCACAUAUAUUUUUAAAUGCAGCUCCCCAAAGUAACAGCUGCUUGUUCUAUUUUGUGAAGGGAAUAUAUUUUUGGAGAAAGAAAAUGCUUGGUUAGAUAUAUUUUGUGAGCCAUUGGCACCAGUCCUGCUGGGGCGGGGGCUGGGGCUGGGGCUCAGUGGUAGGACGUCUGCAUAGCACACACAGGUUCUGCACUCAGCUCCAGUACACUGGAAAGGAAAAAGGAGACACCAGGAUUGCUGCCUAGUGUGACUUCCCAUGUCACCCACCUUCAUCUCUACUUUCCUAGUUCAUAUUUCAGACACUUCCCAGCCUUAGGGUUUUUAGAAUAACACAGACACACACUCUUGCUUGAUAUAGGAGCACAAGUGAGAUUUCAGAGCAGCACAGUCAGGAAAGGGCUGUCAAGAGCAUGGUACUGAAUGGUCCUCAGGAAGCAAAGUGCCUGCUCCCUCUGGGUGAACACUGGAGUUUCAUAUCACCGGAGCAGAGAUUAACUUUCCUGUAUCCUGGCAUAUUUAGAGUUAAUUUCAUACAUAGGGAUAGGCUUGACUAGGAUAAAGAGCUGACUGAAAUCUCUUAGCCCUAUAGGCAUGAUGCUGGGCCUUUCACUCUGAUUCUGAGAAGGAAAUGUUUGAGAAAUUAAGAGAUGAAACAGGCAGCCCUCUCUGCCACUCCCACCGAGCUUGGCUAACUGGGCUGUUCUGCAGUAGUUUUUAAAUGCUGAAGCUGAGAUCUUGUUGCGGUCCUGUGGCAACAAGGAGAGAGGCGGACAGCUUUCUUUAUGAAUGGACCAAAUGACUGAUACACAAUUUUCUUUCCAAGGAAAGGUUGCCGGGGUGUGGGUAUUAGUGGCUAGUUGGCAUUAAACAAGAUCCAGGUAAAAUUCCACUUGAUAAAUCCCAGGGAGUUUCCAGAGUUUCGUGUUUUGUGUUUUGUUUUGUUUUUCCUCCUCCAACUGGAUAUUGUGCUUGAAUUUGUGAGUCUUCUGACAAGACACACUUCUCUUCAAAACAGAGCAAUUUUUAAAUUGUCGUUGUGUAAUCAACCCAGGUUUCGUUGAUCUACUUACUUACAUCGAGUCUACUCUUGCCAGUGAGUGCCAAGAACCAGUUUGGCAAAGUGAAAUCUUAGCAUGUUUUGUAUUGUAGGAGCAAUAACCUUACACUGUUGAGGAGACAGAGGAAGCUACCAAGAUUUGUCAUCUAUCUUUUUAAUUGUCCAUAUCAUACCUACUAUGACUGUGUUUAACACGCUGAAUAGAUGGUGGUUGUACAAUCGCUAUCGCAGUUGCAUAUCAUUUCCUUGCCAUGAUCCUUCUGGGGAACAUUGGGGAGUCAGUCAAGAAAAAUGAGAUUAGAGGUUGUGACUUGUUUUGGUGACCAGAAACCCAAUUUGGAGUCACCUGCAGUUCCCAGACAACAGUGUGUGCAGAGCACGCAGGCCCUUGUAUGAUUUCCAGUCUGCCUGUCUCACUGACUUCUUUCCUUCCCUUCUUUCCCCUUUUCCUGCUUGUUGUUUUUUUAGACAGUCUUGCUAUGUAGACCUGGAACUCGCUUCUGCUUCUGCUUCUGCCUCCCAAAGGCUAGGAUCACGUACUUGCUGAAAUAGUGUUCUGAUUCCCUUUCAUUAGCUUGCCUUUAGAUUGGCUCACCACUAUCUUCAGAGCCUAGGAAAGAAAUGCAGGUAUGGACAUGGUGCCAGCAACUCUCAAGGCAUAGUGUUGACUUCCUGUCCACUUGUGGGACGAAGGAAGUGUGCUGAUGACCAGACCGUGCCAUUUGACCAUUAGGUGAGCGUGAAGCGCCAUACUGCUAGGUGUCUGCAGACCAGAAGACAAUUUAGUUCAGGAAAUAUUUUGCCAAAUUCUGGGGGGGUUUAUGAAAAUCAAAGAGGAAAAAAGGAAAUAUUUUGCCCUUAGAUGCUAAUAUAUUUUAGGCUUUCUUUUUCUGCUUUAUAAAGUUAACCCAAUAUUUACAUUUUCAUAUUGUGUGAAUUUAACCAUCUAAAUAUGUUUUUCUUUUGUUAUUGAAGGUACCAAAGGCUUUUUAUGUUUUGUUUGGUUUGUUUGAGUUUAUUGUGGGGGGUUGUUUUUUUUUUUUCUAGAAAUACCUUUUAUAUAGACUUGUCCCCAAGUGUCUGGGUCUGCUUCAGUCUGUGUAAUUGUUUUUUACCUCAGUUUGUUUGUGUUUGUCUCUCAAGGCAUUGGUGAAUCUCAGAUUUUAUAUUCUGCAUUAAAGGAGAAUAAAUUACAGAAAACAUGCGUUAUAAAACUGGAGUUGUUUCUUCCCAUUCUCUCAUUUUCCAACUUUUAUUCUAGAGUUAGCUUGGAUCCUUCCUGUUGCUUUAGGAAGCUUGAAUUUUCGCUCACAUCCAUGUUACAGUUACAGAGCUCCCACAGCGACUGACUUAAGAAUGCCUGUGGUUUUGUCUGGGAACACUGGGAGGAGAACAGAGCCCUCUCUGGCCGCCCAGGACUAAGGUGGGGGUCACUCAGCAGCUGGUCUAGGUGUAUCAUGUACUCUUCCAAGUACACCGAGGCCCCUAAUGAUUUGUCCUAUCCCGGCUGCAGAACACACUGGAGGUGGCCACAACUCCUCUCACUUGGGCUUCUUAUGAUCCACGUUUGGAAACAGAAGCAAACACUUCUGAAGGCAGGGGCUGAGGUUGGGUUCACCUAGAAACAGUUGCAGAACUUAAACUCCAAGCCAGAUGGAGGUUGGAGGAGGGGUCAGAAGCAACAAGCUAUAAGCUGGCAGAGCUGUGUCUGCACAUGAAACCAAAUCAGCAGACAGCCCUGCCUGCUUGUGACCCAGAUUCCAAAGCGAGGGCUUCCUAGUUCUAGACGCACAGGCCAGAUUAGCAUGGCUGUCUUUCCUGCCAGCAUGAAUUAAGUCCUCACAAUGUGAUGGGUCCUGUCUGAGCAGCCCAGUAGGACGAGACCAGCAAAUGAGAGCAGCAGGUCCAGCCGCAGUCUCAGUGACAGGCCAGGUAAGCUGUUAGCACUGGUACAGCUGAGUCAGAAAGGUUAACGGCUUUUUCUUACUAAAACCAUGCUGACUUUCUAGAUCUUAUACAUGCAAUGGACUGUAUGUAUAUAUACAUCUGUAUCUACUGAAGUAUAAAGAGUAAUAAUAAACCCCACCCGUAUACCCCAUGUGCCUCCUGACCUUCUCUGGCUCCCAGUAUUUGUGUGGAUCGACGCCUUCCUGCCCUUUAGCGUUUUUGUCUCCAUGUAUGUAUUCUUAAAGAAAAAUAAAGAGAAUUAAACCAGA
Messenger RNA from Apodemus sylvaticus (European woodmouse), 4588 nucleotides. RefSeq names its product SH3 domain binding glutamate rich protein like 2 (gene Sh3bgrl2). The record is from RefSeq and is a predicted model, not a curated record. NCBI's taxonomy places the organism in Eukaryota, Metazoa, Chordata, Mammalia, Rodentia, Muridae. Gene Ontology annotation, cellular component: cytoplasm. The coding region runs from base 158 to 481 and encodes 107 amino acids. The transcript is spliced from 4 exons.